UGUCCGUGUUUGGAUGAGACCGUAACAGCGAGACAGAUCAGAUCAUCCGUCGACACUAUGUCAGACUCAUCAGCAUCUCCGGACACUUAAAGGCUGUAAAUAUUCGACAGAAUCCAACUCUCUGCUUCUUCAACUUGAUCCAGCACAGCUGCAGACAGUCUUCAAGUCAGAAAUGAGCCAAAUGAAGCUGCCCCAAGCUGGACUUGUCCUCUGGAUGUGUGUAAUGAACAGGGUCCUGGACACAGCAGCAGCAGCAUUGUUAAUCACUCAAUGUGUGAUCAUGCAAUACACCAGCAUCACCUGCUCCUGGAAAACAGCUGACCACCACCUGAACAUCAGCAGCUACACACUUCAGAUUAACAAAGCCUCUUGUGAGACUAAACACAGCUUCAUCUCGGUUGGUGUCUGUAAUACCAGAGGCUCUAACUGCUCCGUUCAUCCCAUCGAUUCAGCAUUUCACUGUUUCUGCGUAGAUUUGCUGGCGUCCACACCCAAUGGAUCCAUACACUCACAACCAUACUUUUUCAAGGGGGUCAAUGCAGUGAAACUUUCUCCUCCAGAGAUAAAAGAUCUCAAGCCAGCAGAGAGAAGGCCUGGGUGCUUGCAGGUGGACUGGAGAAUGGCUGAGAUCUUUCCCAAGAAUGAGAAAGUCUACAUACUGCUCCAAAUGGAGUACACGACACACAACCAGACCCGAUCCCAGACUAUACAAGCGUUUUCCAAGGAGACAUUGGAGUUGUGUGACCUUCACCCAGGAUCCAAGUAUACAGUGAGACUGAGGGCUCAGGACAGUCGAGCACAUGCUCACUGGAGCUUGUGGACCUCUAUAGACACAACCACAGCGGAGAAAGCUCCGUCUGCGGCUCCUCGGCUCUGGAGACUCAUCCAACCUGCAGAAGAAGCUGGAAAGAGACGCCUCACCCUGCUCUGGAAGCCUGUGUCCUGGCCUGAGGUCAAUGGUGUUGUGCUCAGUUACUCGGCGUCCUGUCGCAGUGAUCUGGGUUCAUCACAGUGGACCUGUGGCACUGUAAACGCAUCCAGACACUCCUGCAUCCUCACUGUCUCUGACGAUCUCUGUCACUGCAGCCUGACGGCGACAAACUCUGCCGGGACGUCACCUCCAGCUCACAUCUCCAUACCUGCACAUACACAAGCAGAAGAACCCCCACCCCCUCGGAUUAUCAGCGUAACCCCAUUGGACGACACUCAGAUAAAGGUGGAAUGGAGAGCUGCACCGAACCAAUCAGAGAGCGGCUUUGUGGUGCAAUGGACUUCUGUGCCUUACAUCGAACCAACUAGUCUGCACUGGGAACAUAUGAAUGAAACUGCAAGAAGUUUUAUUCUCACAGGUCUUCUGCCAGAAAUCCCAUAUAAUCUGUCGGUUGUGAGUCUGCAUGGGCGACAGGCAGGAAGUGACAUGUCAGUCAUUGCUUUCACACGGGAAGGAGCGCCCUCUGUCGGUCCAGAUGUGACAGUGCUGAAGACGAGCAGCAGCGGUGUGCUUCUGAAAUGGGACCCUGUUCCUUUAGAGAAACUUCAUGGCUUCAUCCACAGCUAUACUGUAAUCUACAGCAUACAUGGCAAAGAAAAAAGUGUGAAGGUAGAAGCUCAUGUUGAACUGAUACAUCUCAGUGAACUGACCGAAGGAACCUAUAACAUCUGUGUAAUGGCUCAUACUGCAGUAGGGACCGCCGCGGGACCCUGUCAGAUGGUGGUUGUGGGGCUUGAGGAUGUACAAGUGAUUCCCAUACUGCUGUGUGCACUUCUGCUGUGCUUUCUGAUUCUAAUCAUCCCAGUAUGCCUGAGGAUGAGGAUUAAACAGUGUCUGUGCCCGACUGUACCAGACCCUUCAAAAAGCAGCCUGUCCAUCUGGUCCAACACUAAACUGUAUCAGCAUAACCUACCAUCCACGUCCACUAUGAGCUCCAUCCUCCCUGUGGAUUGGACUACAAUCUAUCAGGAUUAUGUUGAGAAAGACUACGUCCCUGUCCAGGUGUUCACCUCCCACGCUCCACAUGACAGCAAUGAGCCUGAAGCCAAGACCUACGACAGCACUUCUGCUAUAACAUUCCUGGACCCCAAACUCUCACCAGCUCAAGCUUUCCACACACAUCUCCUCAACCAGAGCUACACCAAACCAGACCACGUCAUUCCUGCUGGAUAUAAAGAAGAUCCCCAGCCUUCAUCUGACCAUCUCUUGUUUGAUUCACUCUUCUCCUGCAAAAGUAAUGAAGCUGAUUUAUGUGGCUACAUCCACGUGUCCCAGACCUACACGCCGGUCAUUAAGACCAUAGACACGUACAGGACUCUUGAUCUGAAUGAGUGUCCGCAUUUCCUACAGGUUUUACCGAAGGACACCAGCACAACUAUGGUUCAUUGCAGCAUAAAUAACGAGUCGUGCGACACUGGGGUGUCACAGUCCCACUCUCUCCAGCCCAACAAAACAUGAGCCCUCUGUGUGCUUCCUGAUUGACAGAUAGUUGAAACGGCAUAAACUGUGUCCAAUGUAGGCAGCUGCAGUUAAUAAUAACAGUUGCACAGGAUUUGCAUUCAAAUGCAUCCAACAGGUCAAGGCACUGCCUGAGGACCGCUAGUCAUUUCCACAUGACACCUUUCUCACAAAACCACUCUGGUCUCGAGUCAAUUGUGCAUUAACCACUGAUACCCAUUUGCCAAACGCAUGGAGAAAAUGUGCCGUGUUGGAAUAUUUCUUUUCAUUGCAUGGAAACUUGGCCUAUAUUUGCUAUUCCUGAGAAAAAACAGUGCAAUUUUACUGGUGACGUAAUAUAGCUUUUCUCAUUUUUUAUAAGCAAAUGGUGCUUGAAAAAUACAAGUAUUCACAUUAUGUUAGUUUCAUAUUGUGAUAUUUGGUUUAAAUUUUUAUUACAUAAUUAGUCAACUUAAACCCUCCCAUUUCUGUCGACACGAUAAAGGACAAACAGCUCCAUACGGGACAACACGUUCCCUAGGUUAGUUUUUAUAUUGUGUAUUUCUGAUGUAGCUCUGCUGCUUGUGUUAUACCUGUCAUCUCCUGCUUUCUGCUCUGUCCAGGUUUCCUCUGUUGGCCUUUUUGGAUAUCAGACAAAACUAAAUUCUAACUGGGUAUGGAUAUCAGACGAAAACUUGAUUUAAACUGGUUCUGGAUAUCAGACAAAACUAAAUUCUAACUGGGUUUGGACAUCAGACAAAACUACAUCUUACUGGUUUUGGAUAUUGGACAUAACUACAGAUUCCAGAGAAAACUGGAACCUUUCUUGAAAUGUUAGAUCCAGUCUUUUUACAAGAUCCCAUCAGAAGACAUCUAUUUUGCCUGAUGAAAUGUCCAAACUUGUGUUGUCAGCCUACGUAUGAAUGUAAGCUAUUUUAGCCUGUGAGUCAGACAGAAUGGUAACCUGGAAAGCUGUGAAAAACAACAUAACCCAUCUGAUCUGAGCUAUAUAGACAUUGUUUCAUUUCCUAAUGAAAAGAUUUGAGCAAUGCCAUUCCAAAAUAACGACUGAGGUUUAUUUUUGUGAACAGUAUCUGAAGAUAAACCAGAUUCUGUGGAAAAGGAAAGGACAGUGAGAGGGACACUCGGCAUCGGGAACAUGGAAAGUUGGGAAUGCUGUAGCUUUUUGGUCCAGAGUUCACCACCGCUGGACAAUCUUUCAUGCAAAUGGAAUUCCAGAUAAAGUCCCUCUUUGUUUGGACAGAGACGGGCCAGGGCAGUGUCACACAUACAUUCGGCUCCAGAGAGUUGAUCUUUGGUGACGGGUGCAGAUCAGCUGUCUGCUAGACCUAGUGCAGCAGUAUUUAUUGUGGAUGAAAUGUGCUAAUGUUGACAAUAGAUGGACAUUCACACUGACCUGCCAGAGCUCUGCAGACCGUUAACAUGCUUCUUGCAUUCCACCAUUCCAUCAGGAAUGUGUAAGCCUGUGAAUAUGGCUCAAAAAAGGAAUGGAUUAAUGCUUAGCACAAUAUUUGUCAUUCCUGUAAUGAUAUUGAGGAACUCAAGGAUCUGAAUGUAUAUAUGCUGAUAAAGCACAUGUUGUUUGUCUAAU
Molecule: messenger RNA, 4040 nt
Organism: Carassius auratus (goldfish)
Lineage: Eukaryota; Metazoa; Chordata; Actinopteri; Cypriniformes; Cyprinidae
Product: interleukin-6 receptor subunit beta-like
Exons: 15
Coding region: 173-2449 (758 amino acids)
Cellular component (GO): membrane
Molecular function (GO): protein binding; cytokine receptor activity
Source: RefSeq, a predicted model, not a curated record